CGGGUUGCGGGUCAGUUAAAGGGACCGGAGACCUGCAACAGCUUUUGGGACCACCUCCGCCCCCCACCUCCACCUCCCCUUUAAAUACACUCGCUCGCUCGGUGGGUGGGUGUGAAGGGCGGGUCGUGAGGGCCCCGCAGCAGAGCGUUUGAGAGGAGUCGGCGACCCGCAGAAAGGUUCAGUGUGUCGUCCUCCAGAUUGGAGGAAAGGCCCCAUUCAAUAAGACAGUGACCAUGCCUCCUAAAUUUAAACGUCAUUUAAAUGAUGAUGAUGUGACUGGUUCCAUAAGAAGUGAAAGGCGGAACCUUUUAGAAGAUGAAUCAGAUGAAGAGGAAGACUUUUUCUUGAGAGGACCGACUGGACCACGAUUUGGACCCAAGAAUGACAAGAUCAAACAUGUCCAGAACCAAGUGGAUGAGGUUAUUGACGUGAUGCAGGAGAAUAUCACUCGAGUGAUAGAACGUGGAGAGAGACUGGAUGAGCUACAAGACAAAUCUGAAAGUUUAUCAGACAAUGCCACAGCAUUCAGCAACCGAGCAAAGCAACUGCGGCGACAGAUGUGGUGGAGAGAGUGCAAGAUGAAGGCUAUUGUGGCACUGGUUGUCUUAAUUGUCUUGUUAAUCAUUAUCAUACCUAUAAUUUUGAAGAAUCGUUCAUGAUGGGUAUCAGUGGCUGAAUGGAGCGCAACAUUGACCAAGGAAGGUUACUCCUGCCUCAUUUCUGUAGACAGUACUUGGUAUGUGUAUAUAAAAAGUGUACACUUAUUGUAAAUAGUGUUUGUCAGCUCUUUGAAGAAGAAAUUGUAUUUGUGUUCAUCGGCUGCUACAAGAACCCUUCUGGAACAAGGCUGUAGAGGACCAAUAUUGCACAUGUGCUCCUCUCGAUUCCCUUUGUGAGCAUAUUCAGGGAGCAGUAAAUGAGCUGGGAAAAGGAAUUGAGGGGAUUCUAGGCUGAAAUAAGAGGCUAUGUUUUUUCUAAAAAUGCACAAAGCCUUGUUUCUCUGCAGAAAUAACUUGAUCAUAUAAUAUAUCCACUAAUGGACUAUUGCAGUCACUUUCUGACCGUGUUAUUGUGUUGAUUCAUGCUGAUUGCUCUUUAAUGCUGUAUAUAUUUUUAUCCCUCUGCAUUGCAAAAUUAUUUUUUUUAAGAAAACUUGCUUUUUCAAAAGACCCAUUACCUGACAAUCAAAGAAUUUGCACCUUUCCCUCUGUGUUCAGGAUUGGAUUUAUUUAUCCCCCAAUUAUAUGGUGGUUGGCAUCACUUGCAGUGCAAAAGAUCACACCACUAGACACCAAAUAUGCAGUGUAAAACAUUUGGCAUCAAUCGCAAAAUUAUCUAGAGGAAGGAGGUGGUCAAAUAUCAGUGGAUAUGUACAUGUAUAACUACAACUAAUGUGAAUCAGGCUAAGCUUAAAACAAAUAAAAUGUACAGUGCUGCCUUUCAAACUUCUACAGAGAGAUCCUCGGAUUCUUUGAGUCAGUUUUUUUUUUGGUCAGCUGUGUGUCUAACACAACUGCAGAAACCCAUCAUCAUCCUUAAAGAGUACCCAAACCUGCUUAGAAAUGGGAAAAUCUGUUAUAUAAAAAAAACUCAAACACCAAGGUUGAUCAGCAGCAAAUCAACUGCAUUUACCCACUGACUUUCCCAUUAGCUUUUGUUAUAUUCCAGAUGUCAGUUGUAGACCUUCUUUGUGUGCUGCAUGAAGUGCUGCUUUCCCCAAUUCUUACUUAUACGCCUGCGCACACCUCUUCAAAAAUGUUCCCAAUAGCCGUGCAGCAAGUGGAACAUUAGAAAAUGGAGUAUUGCACAAGUGUUUGGUGUGCUACUUUUAAGUGUUAUUAAAUGCUUUUUUUCCCCUCUUCCUUGCACUUUGCGGCUUUUAUUUGCCCAAUUAUCACCUUGUAAAGGUGUUCUUGGAAAGUUAGACCUGGAAACGAAAUAUUAAAGUGAAAUUAAAAUUCUGAAUAUUUUUGAUAACUUAUCAAAAGAUUCCCUCAACAAAGUGAGUAAGAAGCAUCCAGACAACCUGUUAGGAGGUCACAGCGUGCAACUAACUUUCCACAAGUGUUAGACCUAUUGUAUCUGAAGUGCACAUUUGAUCCAUAGAACAUGUAAGUGUGCUGUGGUUACAGCAGGCCUUAAGACAAUUAAUCAUAAUUACACUGAACAUAAGCAGAUAAUACUACAAUUUAUAAAAGGGGCUUAAGGACCUAAUUGUAAAAAGCUAAAUAAAAAUUACAUACUUCUAUUAUUUGUCAUAAGUUUGGAGUCCUGUAGCUCAGUGGUUAGAGCACUCGCUUUGCAAGUGAGAGACCCGAGUUCAAUUCCAGGCAGAGGCGAAACCUUGGGCAAGUUUCCUUACUCCACACAGAGCCUAAUAAUAAUCCCUCCAAAACCAAAAACAAUAAAUUGGUCAUUUUCAAUCUAUGACUGUUUGUGGGACAUUGCUGUGCGCAAUUGGCUGCCUCGUUCGCCCACAAUAUACAGUCAAUUCACUUUACAGUAUAUUCUGUGAAGCGCUUUGGGACAUCCUCCCGACAUGAAAAACGCUAUAUCAAAUGCAAGGAUUAUUAUUAUUAUAAGUCAAUUGUACCCAUACACUGGAGUUGAGCAAAGAAAGGAAAAACAGUUGAGUUAGCUACUGCCGAUUCUAAAGUGGAAUAUACCAGCAGUCUAUACAUGAAGUCAAUUCUAUAGUAAAUGUGUACACUACAAUGUGUAGAGUCAGUGGUUCUUCCACAUCCAGUUUAUCUCCCAAAACUUUCAAACACUUCUGUGCACCCAGAUUGUUUUGCUCUUUGAAAUCCACAAAUCCAUGGGUCUAAAGUAUUUCAUUCAAUAAUCUAAAAUAAUAACUAGCUUUAUCUACAAACAAAUCUAGAGAAAUUCCUUUUGAAACUUUUUAAUUUCCUAACAUAAACAAACCUGUAUCUAAUGAAGAUUCUAAAGAGGAUACUUUGUAUUUUGUUCCCCAUCUUCUCCCCAGCACUAUUGAAUAUUCAUUGUUGCUGACCAUUGCCAAAGAGUAAGAUCUGUUUAUAAAUAAUGUAGUUUUGAUUACAUGUUAAAUACCAAUCCAUUACAUGGAGUAAAGCAAAGCAGUACAUUACAUUUUGCUUUAUAGAGAAACUAAGACCUGUUUUUUUUUCAAACAAAUCUAGAUUUAGGGAGUUUGUAUUGCUGAAUUUAAUGUAAUUUUGUGUUUUAGUGUAAAUGUAUCAAGCUUGCAUGUUUGCACUGUACAGACAAAUUAUCCUUCGUUAUUGUGUAUGUGUUAGGGCAGGUUGACAUGUCCUAAACCAUGAGGAUUUCUAGGAAAUAAAUUAUUUUGUUGUCUGUAAUUCUGUUGAAAUAAAAAAAGUAAUCUAAAUGUUUAAUUACUUUGACAGUUGUAAUGACAACUGUGAAAAUAAAAAAAUCCUGUAAUAGUCCUUUUCCUUUCAGAAGUAGUAUGUUCUGUAAAGGAUCAUGAUGUAUAUUCAUAUAUACAUACAUAUUCAACCAGACAUAUUUAAUAGGUGACUUCCCUUUCCGCCCAGCAUCUACCUCCAUACAUCUUUCUAGGAGGGAAUCACUUUAACAUACAUAUUUCUUGUGGGUUA
Messenger RNA from Callorhinchus milii (elephant shark), 3602 nucleotides. RefSeq names its product vesicle-associated membrane protein 4 (gene vamp4). Bases 234 to 659 code for a protein of 141 amino acids. Gene Ontology annotation, biological process: Golgi ribbon formation; vesicle-mediated transport. The transcript is spliced from 8 exons. The record is from RefSeq and is a predicted model, not a curated record. Lineage: Eukaryota; Metazoa; Chordata; Chondrichthyes; Chimaeriformes; Callorhinchidae. Gene Ontology annotation, cellular component: membrane.